AUGGACGUCGACCCUCGCCGGUUCGCCGGUGUGGCGUCUACACCAACAACACACACCUUCAACAUGCGCACAAAUGAAGAGGUAGAGCAACCCAGUUCGACAAUAGAACCCUAUUACAACUCACUAAAUGGAGUCAACCAGCCCAUGAACAUGGUUUUUAAGGAUGCCCUCUGGCUAACCUUGGGCGGCCUCGGCCUCAUCAUUCUCACCAUCCGGCUCAUGGAGAUUCUCUGGGCAAAGCUGCGCCAGGUCUCUGCCAUGUCUGUACCUCGAGAAAAGCAAACUUACUGGAAAGUUUCCCAAUGGAGCUGGAUGCCCAGUCUCAAGAAGAACCUCAUCUAUGCGCCUCUCUGGAAGAAGCGCCAUAACCGCGAGUUUCGACUUUCCUCCGCCAUCAACGUUGGCACCCUGCCCUCCCGACUCCACAUGUUUAUUAUCAUCGUAUAUCUCGGCAGCAACUUGGCCUACAUGUUUGUCCUUAACUGGCGCAACGAAAAUAAGUGGGCGUUCUGUGCCGAACUGCGAGGUCGAGCCGGCGUCCUUGCCGUCGUCAACAUGGUCCCUCUCAUCAUCUUCGCCGGCCGCAACAACCCGCUAAUCUCCAUGCUCAAGAUCAGCUUCGAUACAUAUAACCUUCUGCACAGAUGGAUGGGCCGAAUCGUCGUCAUCGAUACCUUGAUCCACGUCACUGCUUGGGCUAUCGUCGCUGUGGCUGACGGCGGCUGGCGCAACGUGCAGAACAGGAUCGUCACCUCCUUGUUUAUCGGCUCUGGCACCGUUGGGACUGCUGCUCUUGUUCUUCUCCUCCUCCUCAGCGUCUCUCCUUUCCGCCACGCAUUCUACGAGACAUUUCUCAAUCUCCACAUCAUUCUUGCGCUCGUCUCAUUUGUCUGCACAUGGAUACACUGCGCCAGCUCUUCUGUGGAGGGAGGAUACCUGCCGCAGCUGCCCUGGAUCAUCGCUGUCGUCAUGCUCUGGCUGCUUGACCGCCUGGCCCGCGUCGUCCGUCUCACGUACGCAAACUGGUCUGACAAGGGCUUCACUGACGCUCUUUGUGAGGCCAUGCCUUGUGACGUCACAAGAGUCACCGUUCGCCUGCCACGAUAUAUGGACAUUGAGCCUGGUACCCACGCCUAUCUCCGCUUCUGGGGCAUCAACUCUUGGGAAAGCCACCCCUUCUCGGUUGCCUGGGUUGAGCACGAAACAACCCAUUCCCUACCCGUUUCCGCCGAGAAGGAACCUCUCAAUGCCGUCGACAGGGCCAACGCCUAUACAAACGUGUGCUUUGUCAUUGGCGCCCACACUGGAGUGACACGAAAGCUUUUCGAUCGGGCAAGCAGGUCUGUCCGUGGCAUCCGCAUCAAGGCCGUCCUGGAGGGGCCGUAUGCUGGCCAUCACUGUCUCGACUCGUAUGGACACUGCGUGCUCUUUGCUGGCUCGACCGGCAUCACACACCAAAUAUCCUACCUCCGACAUCUUCUAGAAGGCUACAACGCCGGCACGGUCGCCACACGCAAGCUGACGCUCGUCUGGAUUAUUCGAGAAUACGACUCUCUCGAAUGGGUCCGACCAUACAUGGAUACGAUUCUUCGCAUUCCGAAUCGCAAGGACAUUCUUCGCAUCCAAAUAUUUGUCACACGCCCACAAAAUCCUCGCGACGUUGUCAGCUCGAGCUCGACCGUCAAGAUGUUCCCAGGCCGUCCAAAUGUGCGUCUGCUGCUCGUCAAAGAAGUGCAAGAGCAAGUUGGCGCCAUGUGUGUGACGGUCUGCGGGCCAGGUGCUCUUGCAGAUGACGUACGUUCUGCUGUACGCGCCGUGCAAGGACACAGCGUUAUCGAUUUUGUGGAGGAGAGCUUCACAUGGUGA
Cordyceps fumosorosea ARSEF 2679 is the source of this 1866-nucleotide messenger RNA. RefSeq names its product Ferric reductase, NAD binding protein. Gene Ontology annotation, molecular function: ferric-chelate reductase activity. The record is from RefSeq and is a predicted model, not a curated record. NCBI's taxonomy places the organism in Eukaryota, Fungi, Ascomycota, Sordariomycetes, Hypocreales, Cordycipitaceae. The transcript has a single exon. Gene Ontology annotation, biological process: copper ion import; iron ion transport; intracellular iron ion homeostasis. Bases 1 to 1866 code for a protein of 621 amino acids. Gene Ontology annotation, cellular component: plasma membrane.